Messenger RNA from Salvia miltiorrhiza (redroot sage), 3500 nucleotides. RefSeq names its product pumilio homolog 23. Gene Ontology annotation, cellular component: preribosome, small subunit precursor; nucleolus; 90S preribosome. NCBI's taxonomy places the organism in Eukaryota, Viridiplantae, Streptophyta, Magnoliopsida, Lamiales, Lamiaceae. The record is from RefSeq and is a predicted model, not a curated record. The transcript has 11 exons. Gene Ontology annotation, molecular function: RNA binding. Gene Ontology annotation, biological process: ribosomal small subunit export from nucleus; endonucleolytic cleavage in ITS1 to separate SSU-rRNA from 5.8S rRNA and LSU-rRNA from tricistronic rRNA transcript (SSU-rRNA, 5.8S rRNA, LSU-rRNA); endonucleolytic cleavage to generate mature 5'-end of SSU-rRNA from (SSU-rRNA, 5.8S rRNA, LSU-rRNA). The coding region runs from base 197 to 2551 and encodes 784 amino acids.
UGAAAUUAAUCAUAAUUUAAUUGAGCCCUAAUUCCCCUUCUCACUCUUAUGCUUGUUGAGCCCUAAUUCCCCUUCUCCUUCUUUUAUCCUUCUUGAGCCCUAAUUCCCCUUCUCCCUCGUCUGCAUCUUCAAUUCCAGAGUUUGGGGACGCAGCAGCAGAUUCAAGAAAAGGGCUCAGUGUGUUGGAGAGGCUGGUAUGGUGUCUAUUGGUUUGAGAGCAUUGGCAUUGAGAAACCAUAAAUCACACAAUUUAUCUCAGGACGGCUUGAUGAUGGGCGAAGGUAAAACUUCGUAUGAUGAUGUUGGUAAACGGAGGAAAAUGGGCAGGAAAGGAAGCAAGAAAGAAAGUGGAUUUCAUCGGAAUGAUUCAAACAAGAAUGAAUCCGGUGGUGCAUCAGGUGCUACAGGAAGAGCUCAGAGUUUUUCACAGGACAAGGGAGGAUCAGUAUCUCAGGCGUCAUUUGUCAGAAAGCAGGUCGAUCCAGAGACGGCUAAGUACUUCUCGGAGAUUACAAAUGUAAUAGAAGGCACCGAGGUGGAUGUGGAGGAGCGAUCCGUUAUAUGCGGUACUGCAUUGGAAGAAGCCAGAGGCAAAGAAGUGGAACUUGCAACUGAUUAUAUUAUUAGCCACACUAUGCAAACUCUUCUUGAAGGCUGCUCUUUGGACCGCCUAUGUUCUUUUCUUCGAAGCUCCGCAGACGAAUUUUCCCAGAUUUGUAUGGACAGGUCUGGUUCCCAUGUAGCUGAAACGGCCCUCAAGUCUUUGGCCAGGCACCUUGAGGAUGACGAGAGCCACUCUCUCAUCACAGAGACAUUAUCCGUUUUAUGCGAGGCAAUUGUGGCGGAUCCUGUUGAAAUAAUGUGCAAUUGUUAUGGAUCUCAUGUCCUGCGGAGACUUCUUUGUCUCUGUAAAGGAGUUCCCAUGGACUCGUUGGAAUUUCAUAGCACAAACCCGUCUGUCGUGCUGGCAGAACGUUUGAAUCUGCGAUCAUCUCAUGUGGACGGCCAUAAAACACUACAGAACCAGCCAUUCCCGGAUCAAUUAAAAUUUCUCAUAUCGGAGAUGGUUGAUCCUUCAAGGGCAGACAUGGCAGUCCUACAAGCUAAUCAAUAUAGCAGUUUGGUUCUGCAGACUGCGUUGAAACUAUUAGCUGGACAAGAGGAGGAUCUGAUCCGUUUAAUUCCCAUUCUCCUUGGCUGCCCUACCGAAGCUGCAUCAGAAGAAAACCUCAUAGAAGUUAAGACAGCUAAAAAAGUUCGACGUUUAGUGGAAGAAAAUGCAUACAGUCAUUUGAUGGAGGUCAUCUUGGCAGUGGCCCCUGAUGCAAUUUACAACGAGAUAUUCACAAAAGUCUUCAAGAAUUCUUUAUUUAGACUGUCGUCGCAUUUCUGUGGGAACUUUGUCAUACAAGCAUUGAUAUCUCAUGCAAGAAGUCAAGAACAUAUAAAGUUGAUAUUUGAGGAACUGGGUCCGAAAUUUAGAGAGCUUCUUGAGUUGGGAAGGGCUGGAGUUGUGGCAGCUCUUGUUGCUGCCAGUCAAAGACUUCAGGGCAAUCAGCGCGAGUGUUGCCAAGCCCUUGCUGAUGCUGUUUGUUCGAGAGAUGAGUCUUCUGCAUGCAUUAUUCCGCGGCUAUUAUUUCUUGACAAUUACCUCUAUUCUGUAGAUAAAGAAAACUGGAGUUGGCCAAGUGGUUUUAAAAUGCAUGUUUUGGGCUCUUUAAUGCUGCAGUCAAUUUUCAAAUACCCUAGUGAAUUCAUAAAAGCAUAUCUCACCAGCAUCACAUCGUUAGAGGAUAAAUAUGUUCUUGAAGCGUCAAAAGAUCCUGCUGGCGCCCGUGUUAUCGAGGCUUUUCUCCUUUCGAGUAUCUCUGCUAAGCAAAAGUACAAGAUAGUUGCCAAACUUCGAGGACAUUUCGGAGAGCUCGCUGUGAUUCCAUCGGGCGCAUUUACCAUCGAAAAAUGCUUCAAUGUCAGUAACAUGUCUAUGAAGGAAACAAUUGUGUCGGAACUAUUACCUUUCCAAGCAGAGCUGUCUAAAAGUAAACAAGGCCCGUAUCUCUUGAAGAAACUUGACGUUGAGGGAUUUGCAAGACGACCAGAGCAAUGGAGAUCUAGGCUAACUUCCAAACAAUCUGUCUUCAACGAAUUCUACGAAGCCUUUGGACAAAAGGAUGCUAAAUCUUCUCGAAGUGACAACUUCCUUUCGGAUUCUCACAAAAUCACUCAAGCGGAAAAGUUCAAGGGCAUAAGGAAAGAGAUAGAUGAUGGCCUUUCUUCUGGUUUUGUUUCCAAAUCCGGCACUCCAUUCCUGGCUUACCAGGGAUCGACUAAAGUGAAAAAAUCAGGGGAUCAGAAGUCGAAAGCCCGAGGUUUCCCCAAAGACAAUGAUGAUUUCUCCAAAAGCAAGAGCAAAAAGCAUAAAACAUCAAAAGAUGGAGAAACUCUCCCUGGUGGGAAGACAUCAGCUCCUAAGAAUGAGAAGAAACGGCGCAGGAAAGAGGGCUCAUCAGAAUCUUUGAACAAGAAGCUGAAGGCUGGGAUCAAUGAUUAACUUAAAGCUACUCUACUCUUGACAGAUAUGGAUAGUUCUCACGGUUUUGUUUUAUUUUUGUCGCAUUUUGUACUUGUUUUUUGGCACAUUGAAGAAAUGGAAUCAGACUGGAUCAAAAGCUCUUGUAUUCACAUGUGUAAGCUAUGGAUUACAUUAGAAAAGCAAAUUGCAGCUACAGCAAAAUUGGUUGCAAUCUAAGUUGCAACAAAGGGAUCCUGUUCUAGAAGAAAACAGCGAAUUCUAAUCUGCCAAAGACAGGUACUAUCUUCUCCACUCUGCCCGUUGCUUUCGACACUCAUCCUAUGGAGGAUUGGACCUAGCACAAGAACAACACAUCUGAGUGUAUGGAGGAAAAGGCCUUCAACUUUUUUGGGAGUUAGGAGGUUUACUUAUUCUGCGUGGGAUUCGAUCUGCUCGGAGGUACUCUUCUGAAGCUCGACUUCUCCUUCUUGUAUGGAUUCCUCUGUUUUACAUCCAAACCCUUUAAAGACUGUGAAGGCAGCUCCACGGUCGAGGUGGAUGCACGUGCUCUCUCCAAAAGGGAUCUCCCGGCUCGAGCUCCCUGCACGUUGGAAUGCAGAAUCAACACCAACGCAAGAAGCAACGAGGCCGCCGCCACACUCAGAUUGGACUUCAUAACUGAUGCUGUGCUCUACUUUGAUGGUGAGCAGUGUUUGUUUGUUCGGGUAGACACGAUAGUGAUGGAGUUUAGCUUUUGUAGUGAAAUUUAGAAGUGUGAUUGAGCUCAUCCAGUCCAUUGAUAUAUACAUAUAUGUGUGUGUGUGUGUGCUUAAGAUCUUGUUGGAAUCAUAUGCAUGUUGGAUCAUGUGAUGUUUCUUUGACUAUCAUGUUGUGAGUCUGACUUACAGAUUAGUUGUUACAGUUUCGGUGUGGUCACGUGACUGUGGCACGUGAUCAUAUAUUAAUCCUGCCAACUUUGUUAUUCUAA